AUUUAACUCAUUUAUAUGAGGAGGGAAUUUAAGUUUGCACCAAUCAUUCUCACUCUGACACUGUUCUUUUAUUUUGAAGGCACUGAAGUUUACAGGAAGUGGUGUUUUCGUUUCCGGGUCUUGAAGCCUCUCAGCCACAGAGCACAGUUAGCAUGUUUAGCUAAUGUAGCGUCCUGUUAGAGCAGAAUAGUCCUCACAACCGGAUCCAGUCUGACUUCAUAUUUCCUUCUUUAAAUCCUGGAUGUGUGGAAAAUGUCCGCGGGGUUUCAGGAUCUUUCAGUUCUUCCAGAGGAGUUCAAGCAGAUUAAAGAAGAACCAGAUGAGCUGUGGAGCAAUCAGGAGGAAGAGCAGCUUCAAGGAACAGAGGAGGCUGAUAUCAUCAAGUUCACGUUUUAUCCUGUCGAAGUGAAGAGUGAAGAUGACGAAGAGAGACCUCAGUCCUCACAGCUUCAUGAGAGACAAGCUGGAUUCAAGGGAGAGGACUGUGUAGGAGCAGAAAUAGACAGGAUAUCUGACCCAGAGGGAGACUUCCAGCUAGAGACUGAGGUCAAGACUGAAGACUCCUCUGAACCGGAGACUGAUGACAGCGCUGAUUGGAAGGAGACUAACGAGUACAGUUUGCUGGAAAACACUGUAAAUAAGAGAAGGAAGUUACAUGACUGCUCUGAGUGUGGUAAAGAGUUUGACCGAAAAGGUCACCUGAUGAUACACAUAAGGACUCACACAGGAGAGAAACCUUUUGGCUGCUCUGAGUGUGGCAAAAGAUUUAUCCAAAAGGGGUGUCUUAACAGGCAUAUGAUAAUUCACACAGGAGAGAAACCCUACAGCUGCUCUGUUUGUGGCAAAAUAUUUAACAAUCAAAGUACUGUGACAAGACACAUGGUCAUCCAUACUAAGGAAAAACCCUUUACCUGCCCUGAAUGUGGUAAAAAGUUCAGCCUCAAAGGUCUACUUACACAACAUAUGAGAAGUCACACAGGAGAAAAACCCUUCAGCUGCCCUCAUUGUGAUAAAAGAUUUAAACAACAAGGCCAUCUCACAGAUCACAUCAGAACUCACACAGGAGAGAAACCCUUUCUCUGCUCAGAGUGUGGCAAAAGAUUUAACUAUCAAAGAAGUUUGGUCACACAUAUGGUCGUUCACACUGGGGAGAAAGUGUGUUCCUGUUGUGAGUGUGGUAAAGAAUUUAGCCAUAAAGUUAGCCUGAACAAACACAUGAUGAUUCACAAAGGAGAGAAACCCUUCAGCUGCUCUGAGUGUGGCAGAAGAUUCAAUCGGAAAGGUAAUCUGAAUCAACAUUUGAUGAUUCAUAAGGAAGAGAAACCCUUCAGCUGCUCUGAAUGUGGGGAAAGAUUUUAUCGGCCAGAUUUUCUGACACAGCAUAUGAGAGUCCAUACAGGAGAGAAACCGUUCAGCUGCUCUGAGUGUAAUGAAAGGUUUAAAUCCAAGUCUCAUCUGAAAGCUCAUAUCGCCCAUCAUGCUGGAGAAAAACCAUUUAGCUGCAAAAUCUGUGAUAAAAGAUUUGCUUGGCGUUCUCAGAUGAGACUUCACAAAUGUGUUGGCGGUAAGGCUUUGGAGCCUCUUCAUGUCAAAACUGAGGAAGAAAAAGAGGAAAUAGGAGCAGAUGGAGAGGACUCGGGGGGGGCAGAGCCAGACAGGAAUGCCACUGUUUUCCCCACCAGCCCAGUGAACCUUCCCCCACAGUAAUUCAGUUAUCGUAUAUGCAGUAUGUUAUUGAUGAGCUAUUGUUUUAUUCCAACAGAGCAAAACAUGUUUUAUGUGUUUCACUGUCCUUUUUUUUAGAUUAUUAUGUUUCCAGGUGCCAGUAUGGUUUCUAGAGUGACUGGAUACCAGCCUACAUUAAUCAGAUAGAUUUGCUUCAAGCCCACCACACAGACACAGCACUCUGAUGCUAAACAAAGGGCAUAAAUAAACACGAUUUUCCAGUGUUGACAUUUUUGCUUGAUUGGUGUUCUUUAAUAUUCUAUUAUUUUGAAUAGUGUAUGUUUGAUUUUUGUGAGCUGUAAGUCUUAAUCAUCAAGAUUAAGGGCGUGAGGCUUUUUGGUAAAGACCAGAGAAGAGAAAAACUUUCUGAUAAUACAGUAGGGUUUGGCUGAAAUCAGUUAAAGGUUAUGGACUCUCAGUGUCUAGGGACAUGAAAUUGCAUGACAGCAUUUUUUUCUUUUGUACUAAACUUUAUUUCAGGGGAAGGUAAAUGAGGUAAAUG
Cheilinus undulatus (humphead wrasse) is the source of this 2227-nucleotide messenger RNA. Its product is annotated as gastrula zinc finger protein XlCGF57.1-like. Gene Ontology annotation, molecular function: DNA-binding transcription factor activity; RNA polymerase II cis-regulatory region sequence-specific DNA binding. Gene Ontology annotation, biological process: regulation of transcription by RNA polymerase II. The coding region runs from base 253 to 1707 and encodes 484 amino acids. Lineage: Eukaryota; Metazoa; Chordata; Actinopteri; Labriformes; Labridae. The transcript has 2 exons. The record is from RefSeq and is a predicted model, not a curated record.